Messenger RNA from Mercurialis annua (annual mercury), 3028 nucleotides. RefSeq names its product LRR receptor-like serine/threonine-protein kinase IOS1. The transcript is spliced from 14 exons. Gene Ontology annotation, molecular function: ATP binding; protein kinase activity; protein binding. Bases 143 to 2830 code for a protein of 895 amino acids. The record is from RefSeq and is a predicted model, not a curated record. Lineage: Eukaryota; Viridiplantae; Streptophyta; Magnoliopsida; Malpighiales; Euphorbiaceae. Gene Ontology annotation, biological process: protein phosphorylation.
GACUCAAAAAAAUUCUAUGCUAUAACGUGUGGACUUUUCAAUAGUUUUGCAUGAAUCUUGUACUUAAAAGUCUGAAGCAAGACAGAGCUAAUCUUUAAAGAACUAACAAAAUAAAUAAAUUAUUGUGCGUUAAGCUCGAAAAAUGAUUUUGGCUGAGAAGAUUUGGCUGGUUUUUCCAUCGAAAUUGGCUUCAGGAGGUAUAAUGAGAUAUCUCUUACUUCUUUUACUUGCUAUCACUACUCUUACAGUGUCUGUUCAAGCUCAAGAAGAUUCAGGAUUCUUCAAUAUAGAUUGCGGAAUAUCACAAAAUGCGACGUAUAGCAAUAAGAGGACGGGCCUGGUUUAUGUUUCCGACGCAGCAUUUAUCGACACUGGAAGAAGUAAUAACAUAGCAACAGAAUACAGAGGCUUCAACAUAGACCAGACACUUCAGAAUGUCAGAAGCUUUCCUGAAGGAGAAAGAAACUGCUACAAAAUUGGAUUAAAAAAGGGAAAAUAUUUAAUCAGAGUCGAAUUUCUAUAUGCAAAUUACGACAGUCAGAACAAAGCGCCGCAAUUCGAUUUGUUUUUAGGACCGAACAAAUGGGAGACAGUUGAUACAGUUAAUUCAACUACCAUUAUCACUCAUGAAAUCAUACAUUUGAUUAAUUUGAGUUAUGUAGAUGUCUGUCUGGUGAACACUGGCUCAGGCACACCUUUUAUAUCAGCAUUGGAAGUUAGGCGUCUAAGUAAUCAAAUGUAUAACACUAGUUUCGGAUCUUUGGCUCGAUUUGCGCGGUUCGAUGUUGCUUCAACGACAAAUCAAACAAUCAGGUAUGCAGAGGAUGCUUAUGACCGUAUCUGGGCUCCAUACCAUUACUUUGAAUGGGCAGAGAUAACAACCUCAGAAACUAUUGAUUCACAAGCUCAGAAUGUUUAUCGGCCACCGUCCGUCGUCAUGAACAGCGCCGGAACACCUGCGAACCCCGAUAAGCCAAUGAUAAUCAAUAUAAAUUUUGAAGACUCCUCUUUCAGAUUCUUGGUUUACAUGCAUUUUGCUGAGCUUGUAAAGCUGGAAGCUAACCAGUCCAGACAAUUUAACAUUUCUUUGAAUGGAGAACAUUGGUACGGGCCUUUACGUCCUGACUAUUUGUACACAACAAGUGUAUUUAGUCCGUCAGUGAUGACCGCCGGAAAGUACGAGUUUUCAAUCUUUAAAACAGGAAAUUCCACCCUUCCGCCUCUUCUCAACGCCAUCGAGAUUUAUUAUUUAGUUGACGUCUUACAACCCGAGUCUAACCAAGAAGAUGUUGAUGCAAUUACGAAUAUCAAAUCAUCAUAUGGAAUUAAAAGAAAUUGGCAAGGAGAUCCAUGCACUCCUCGAGCCUAUUUGUGGGAAGGACUAAAUUGCAGCUAUAUUGGAAAUAAUGUGCCUAGAAUCAUAUCAUUGAACUUAUCAUCAAUCGGAUUGACCGGCGAAAUACCGUCCUCCAUAUCCGCCCUGACAUCGUUAGAAUCUCUGGACCUAUCAAACAAUGAAUUAACCGGAACAGUGCCUGAUUUUCUUUCUCAGUUUCCAUCCUUGAAAUUCCUGAAUUUGGCAGGAAACAAUCUCAGCGGUUCAAUUCCAUCUUCACUUCUUGAAAAGUCAAAUCAGAAUUCUCUGGUGUUAAGUGUCGACGGAAAUCCGAAUCUUUGUUCGAAAAGUUCAUGCAAUGGUGACAAAAAGAAGAACAACUCAAUUGUUGCAGUAGUGGCAUCAAUUGCUGGAGUACUAAUACUCGUUUCUGCUCUGGCCGGCUUAUUCUAUAUUCGUAAAAGGAGAAAUCAACGAGCAUCACUAGUAGUUGAAGAGAAUGCAAAAACUAGCAACAUAUAUGAGCCUCUGGAGUCGAAGGUGCAUCAUUUCACUUACGCUGAGGUAGUAAAAAUGACAAACAAUUUCGAGAGAAUUUUGGGUCAAGGAGGCUUUGGAUCUGUAUAUCAUGGCUACCUAGAUGAUCAUACUCCGGUAGCUGUGAAGAUGCUGUCUUCGUCGUCAGGCCAAGGCUAUAAGGAGUUUCAGGCUGAGGUUAAGCUGCUUGUGAGAGUUCAUCACAGAAACUUGACAAACCUUGUUGGGUACUGUGAGGAAGGCACUAAAAUGGGGCUUCUGUAUGAGUACAUGGAUAAUGGAGACUUAGAUCACCUUAUGUCAGGUAGAAACAGACAACUAUUGAAUUGGGAGCGAAGAUUAGACAUUGUAGUUGAAGCAGCAAAAGGAUUGGAAUAUCUGCACAGUGGGUGCAAGCCGCCGAUUGUACAUAGAGAUAUAAAGACAGCAAAUAUAUUACUAAAUGACAAAUUCCAAGCUAAACUAGCCGAUUUUGGACUGUCGAAAUCAUUCCCAGUUGAAGGUGGCACUCACUUAUCAACCGUCGUGGCCGGAACCCCUGGCUAUCUUGAUCCUGAGUAUUCUUUGACAAACUGGCUAACAGAAAAAAGCGAUGUGUACAGUUUCGGGAUUGUUCUGUUGAAGAUAAUCACAGGCAGGCCGGUGAUUGCUUUAGCAGACGACAAGACUAUUCACAUAGCUCAGUGGGUGAAAUCUUUUCUUGAAAACGGUGAUAUAAAAGCUGUGAUUGAUCCGUUACUAGGUGACGAGUUCAACGUUAACUCGGUUUGGAAAGCUGUAGAAAUAGCAAUGGCUUGUGCUUCUCCAACUUCUGCUGGCAGACCGAAUAUGAGUCAAGUUGUGACAGAAUUGAGCGACUGCUUAGCCGCGGAAACAGCUCGAGCACGGCCGGGGAAUGAGAGCGAAUCGAUGAGCUCUAUUGCAACAGUUAAUGAAUCAACUCCAUUGGCAAGGUAGUAGAAGUAAAUACUAGGACUCAACUUUGGGUUAAGCCAAAAAAAAUUAUAUGCAUGUAUUCUUAUGAAAAUUAAUUUUACAGUUUAGCCUAUGGUUUGUUCCUCUUCCAUGAAAGGAACUUCGAAUUCCCAUUUUUCGUUUUGGAUUCAUAGAACAGUCAAAUCAACUUAUUGAUGUACAAAUAAAAUAAGAAGAAAA